CUCAAUUGUUAUUCUGCGGCAUCGUACGUGAGCGCGGACCGAGAAAAUCAACGUCGAAUCUCAAUUUCAGUCCGUAUCUGAAGCUGAAGCUGAAUCGCACACAGCGUUUAGUGAGUGUCUCUUGUGUCUCGGUUGUUCAGCCCCACGUAGAAAGUCAACGGCUACAACGGUUUCAAAGUCCUUCGUCCUUCAUCAAACGCAUAGCCAAGUGAAUGCUUGAAUGCUCGAAGGGAAAGUGUCAUAAAGCGUGCGAUUAUCCUGUAAACAAAGUGUAAAACAACAACAGCAGAGAGUCCACCAACCCCCCCAGCAGCCAGCAUCAAGAACAACAUUCGAUCCGCAACAGCCAGGAGUUGCUCCAAUAAAACCUUCACAUUUGGAGUGCAUGAAAAGCGGAAAAGCGGAAAGAACAAAAGCAAACACUGCGGCAUCAUAACAGGGGAACAGGGGAACGAGCACGGACACGGGCAACCCGCUGUCGGAUUGGAGGAUUUUUACGACCUGAGCAAUCAAUUCUGCUGAGUUCUGCGUUUUGCUGCUGGUCAGGCAGGGUAGGAAGAGCCCACCCACCACCCAUCCACCCCACCAACAUUGGACUCUGGAUCUGAACACAUCGUAUAAUGGUUGCCCAAUUGAGAUGACGCCACUGCCACAAGUGAGUAGGAGGAGGAUACGUUAGUGGCGGCGGCAUUGACUAUGGGAACAGAGGCAUGGGCGUGUGUGCGGACCUUGGGUCUCAUCGAUGGUGUCGGGCAUUGAGCCACAGCCAGCCACCAAAGCAGCAGCAGCAAUCCUCAAACAGCUCUCCAGCAGCAAACACAGCCACAGCCACGAUUAUAGCUACCACGAAAACGGCUGCAUUCACAGUGAAAACAACAACGAGAAGAAGAGGACGAAGACGAGUAGAAGAAGGCGGUGACGAGAGCGAGAACGAGAACGAGAACGAGGAAGUGAAUGCCGCCAGAUCGAGUGCACUCUUUGCUAGCUGCUCAGGACCUGCCACCAGAUCGAUACAAGUUAUCAAAUUUGUGUUGAUUUCGUUGCUUUCCCUACUAGCGGAACAUGCACAAACGCACAACAUUCCAGAAGAUGCGGUGCACAUUACGGCCAUACUUGGCGAGGGUGUCAUCUUCAACUGCCAUGUGGAGUUCCCCAAUGACCAUCCGGUGCCGUAUGUCCUGCAGUGGGACAAGAAGGUGAGCGAAACGGGCUCCGAUCUGCCCAUAUACAUCUGGUAUGAGAGCUAUCCGGAGCACAUCGAGGAGGGCUACAAGGGGCGCGUGUCGCGCGUCUCACAGGACUCGCCGUUCGGCAGCGCCUCGCUCAAUCUGACCAACAUCAGGGAGUCGGAUCAGGGCUGGUAUGAGUGCAAGGUCGUCUUCCUGAAUCGCGAUCCCAAGCAGCACAAGAACGGUACAUGGUUCCACUUAGACGUACAUGCACCGCCGCGCUUUAGUGUUACGCCCGAGGAUAUAAUAUACGUUAAUUUAGGUGAUUCAAUUAUACUCAAUUGCCAGGCUGAUGGCACACCGACCCCGGAAAUACUUUGGUACAAGGAUGCCAAUCCCGUUGAUCCCUCGCCCACGGUGGGCAUCUUCAAUGACGGCACCGAGCUACGGAUCUCAACCAUACGGCACGAGGAUAUCGGGGAAUACACUUGCAUUGCACGCAAUGGUGAGGGGCAAGUCUCCCAUACGGCCCGUGUUAUAAUCGCGGGCGGCGCUGUAAUCAUGGAUAAUGCCGCGAACGACAAGCACGCACGCACCAAGUCCACCAAGUCCCCCCAGGCGAAUGCCAUCAAUGAGAAAUUUGCCAUAAGAGUGCCACCAACCAACCAAACGAAGCUCGAGGGCGAAAAAGUGAUAUUCUCAUGCGAGGCUAAGGCGAUGCCCGGCAAUGUGACCGUCCGCUGGUUCCGCGAGGGCUCACCGGUGCGCGAGGUCGCCUCGCUGGAGACCCGUGUGACCAUACGCAAGGACGGCUCCCUCAUCAUCAAUCCCAUCAAGCCGGACGACUCGGGCCAGUAUCUGUGCGAGGUGACCAACGGCAUCGGUGAUCCGCAGAGUGCCUCCGCCUAUCUCAGCGUUGAAUAUCCAGCAAAGGUCACAUUUACGCCCACGGUGCAAUAUCUGCCGUUUCGACUGGCUGGCGUCGUUCAGUGUUACAUCAAGUCGAGUCCCCAGCUGCAGUAUGUGACCUGGACGAAGGACAAGCGCUUGCUGGAGCCCUACCAGAUGAAGGACAUUGUGGUGAUGGCCAACGGGUCGCUGCUGUUCACGCGCGUCAAUGAGGAGCAUCAGGGCCAGUACUCCUGCACGCCCUACAAUGCCCAGGGCACGCACGGCGCCUCCGGCUUCAUGGACGUGCUGGUCCGCAAGCCGCCGGCCUUCACUGUCGAGCCCGAGACGCUCUAUCAGCGCAAGGUCGGCGACAGCGUCGAGAUGCACUGCGACGCCGUCGAGGCGGAGGGCACCGAGCGGCCCACCAUCAAGUGGCAGCGCCAGGAGGGCGAGCAGCUGGCCGACUCCCAACGCAAUCGCAUCAAAAUCUCCGGCGGCAACAUGACCAUCGAGAAUCUGCGACGCGAGGAUUUCGGCUACUACCAGUGUGUCGUGUCCAAUGAGGUGGCCACGCUGAUGGCCGUCACGCAGCUGGUAAUCGAGGGCACCCAGCCCCACGCGCCCUACAACAUCACCGGCAAGGCCACCGAGUCCUCCAUCACGCUGCAGUGGCUGCCCGGCUACAGCGGCGGCUCCGAGUACAAGCAGGACUACACGAUUUGGUUUCGCGAGGCGGGUGUCAACGAUUGGCAGACCAUUUCGGUGACCCCCUCCGGCAGCACCCAGGUGACCAUCAAUGGCCUGGCCUCCGGCACCACCUACGAGUUCCAGGUGGUGGGCCGCAACGUGCUCGGCGAUGGCAUGAUGAGUAAAGUGAUGACAGUGCGCACGUUGGACCUCUUAGCAUAUUUUGACAUUUUCUUUCACACCGAUUCGCGGGGCAAGCUAGUUUAUUCGCCACCCAGAUUGAGAGUGAAAGGUCCCAAGCCCGGACCGCCCAGGAACGUCUCCGUCACGGAGGUGUCCAAUGGAUUCCUCAUCACGUGGCAGUCGCCGCUGGAGCGGGCGCAUAUCGUCAAGUUCUACACGAUUAAGUACCGCACGGAUGCCCAGUGGAAGACAUUGAAUCGGGGACAAAUACGGCCGGAGGAGACGCAGUAUUUGGUGAAAAAUCUGGUGGGCGGACGCACCUACUACUUCCGUGUGCUGGCCAAUUCGGAGAAAUCGUACGAGUCCAGCGAUGAGGUGAAGUUCCCCGUGCCGGCACGUGUCAAGCAUAAAGCUAUAACCGCCGGCGUCGUUGGGGGCAUCCUGUUUUUUAUUGUUGCGAUCAUUUUAUCGGUUUGUGCCGUAAAAAUUUGCAAUAAACGUAAACGACGAAAACAGGAAAAAGAGUUCAACAUGGUAGCUUGCAGGAUAACGGACGCUCGUAAUAUUGCAGCCAAUGCAGCCAAUAAUCAUCAUCAUCAACAACAUCAUUUGCAUCACAAUCGCAGUACGGGCUCAAUUUCCUCUGGUCAAGUGCCUUUAAAAAAGUACAAACAAACCCGAAUAUCAAGUCUAACCGCCAUACUGAUUGCCAUUCUUCACUGGAUCUGGCCACCCGAUCGCUGCACCAACUGCCACUCCAUCUACAGCUCCCCCACAACCCUCGAGGACUGCGACACUGCCACCGGGCGGCGCUCUGUGAGUCGCAUUCAACGCAGCCUCGAUGGUCGCUUUGUCUUGGACGUGGAUGGCUCCAAGAUCGAGGGCUACACGCUGGACAACAACAACAUCGAUGUGGUGGAUGGAGCGCUCUUUGAGCGACGCAACAGCAACGUCUCCCAGAAAUCAUCCAGCGACGAUGGCGGCUUCCUCUCGCGGCGCAACUUCAUCACAGCGCGUGCCUCGUGGCGGCGUCCCCUGGUGGCAUCCUCCAGCCAGCUGAGUCUACAAUCGGCAGCGGACUCGGCACGCGGCUUCCUCCAGGGCCUCGGGGGUCUGCUCAAGAUCGGCGGCAAGCCACAGCACCAUCAGCCGGCGCACUUUGAGGAGGCCAUCAGUGGGGCUCGCUACCAGAACAUCCGCAGCCUGUAUGGGAACGCGGACAGGAGUCGCCCGCUGCACAUCAACACCAUCAGCGGAGCGUUGGGCCAGCAGCAGCAUCACCAUCACCAUCACCAUCUCCUCUCGCCGCAGCAGUACACUCCGUCGCGGAUUUCGCGCAUCUUCUCCAGCUCGCCGGCCAUGAGCCAUCUGCAGCAUCAGCAGCAGCUGCUCCUGAGCGGCGGCAGUGGCAGCGUCGGCUAUCCCACACACUUCAGCGAUCUCAGCACCGUUUAUCCACCCAACUCGGCGGAGCGAUCCCACAACAGCGGAGGCGCAGGCAGUCGCUAUCGCUACUACUCCCAGGAGCUGCCUUCGCUGAGAACCAUCCAGGAGGAGACGCGACGCCAGCAGCAGCAACAGCAGCAGCAGCAGCAGCAGCAACCACAACAUCCGCUGGAGGAGCACUUUGUGCCGCUGCAGCUGCCAUCGCCGCCAUCGUGGAGGAGCUACUACCACGGGCAGCUGCCGUAUCAUAGCUACAGGCCGCGCACUCGCUGGUAUCCGCGCCACUACUCCCGCCUCUUCAGUCGCCAGCAGCACGAGCUGCUCUCCCCGCUGCCCGAUCUGAAUCUCUCGCUGCGCAAUGGGGUGGGGGUCAAUGCAGGGCUGGAGGCCUCACCCGAGUCGCGGAGCAGCUCGAGUGGCUUCGGGUCGAAGAACACCUCCAAUCAUCCUGGCAGCACCAGCGAAUGGCGACUGCUGCCGCCGUACCGUGCACCGCCCUCGCCGCCCAAGCACUCGGGCUACUUUGGGACAGGAGGGGGACUGGGUGGCAGCCAGCAGGCCCAGGGCCAGACGCCGCAUUCCGCCUACUCCGCUUAUCCGCGGGCCAACACGCCGCCCUACACCAUGGCCCACUGGCUGGAAAUGAUCUCAAGACUGAACGCGGCCACGGACAGCAAUUUGCCAGCGCCCAAGCCACCGUGCCCCGUGGACGUGGGCAGCGUCGAUGGCCACUACGAAUUCGACCCGGCCACGCCCACACCGAGCGCCUCAACGCCCACGGGCAUGGGUGGUAUGCUGCGCGACGAUCUCAAUCAUCUGCACAUUGAUACAUCGCUCCAUCAUCAUCAUUUGCAUCAUCAUCACACACUGGGACCGCUGAGCGGCAGUCUGCUGCAUGCCCAUGCCCCCACGGGCUACAGCGGGGGAACGGGCAGUUCCCGGAAGCUGCGCACCUUGCCACUGCCACACCAGCUGCCGGCACGCUAUGACAAUGUGGAGGUGCGGCUGCAGGCGAUGCGAGAGGAGUUCUAUGCGUACCGCAAGCGGCAGGCGAUGCAACAGGCGGGAGUGCCCGAAAUGGAGAGCGUGUGCUGAGUGCCAGCUUCAGUCAAGCAUUUAAUUAAGUUCCACAUGGCAUCCACACACACACACACAGACACACAUCCGCAACACACCCAUGAAAUGCGCCUCAAUGCAAAAGGCAAAAGCACCGCAAAAUUGCGAUGCCAUCGGAUGAGACGGAUGAGACGGAUGAGCGAUGGUUGAGGCAGCCGCAAGCAGCAUGCAUGCCAUUGCAAUCAACAUUCAACCGCAUACGUAGUAGAUGAGAUGAUGAUACAUGAUACAUGGAUACAUGGAAAGAUAAAUGAACAUCGGAUCAGGCCACACAUCUGCCAUUUCCCCCCAAAACCCAACCCCACACACGUUAGAGAUUCCUACCCUCAGAUAUGAAACUUAAAAAGUUACCACAGCAAUGAAACAAUUAAUAGAUUUUACGGAAAGGAAAGGGAAGAGAGCGAUAGAGCGAGAGAAGCCAAGCGAAUUCCACGCGAGAUUUGUAAAUACUUUGAAGGGAGCAGCAGAUAGACAGAUGGAGAGCGGGGAAUGCAGCAGCUGAGGAGCCGAAAAUUUAAGUAUAAUAUUAAAAAAAAACUAUA
Molecule: messenger RNA, 6034 nt
Organism: Drosophila guanche
Lineage: Eukaryota; Metazoa; Arthropoda; Insecta; Diptera; Drosophilidae
Gene: tutl
Product: protein turtle
Exons: 13
Coding region: 711-5471 (1586 amino acids)
Biological process (GO): dendrite self-avoidance; axon guidance; homophilic cell-cell adhesion
Cellular component (GO): plasma membrane; axon
Molecular function (GO): cell-cell adhesion mediator activity
Source: RefSeq, a predicted model, not a curated record